CAUCCUCCCCUCCUCAUUCGUCCGUCUCCUCCUUGUCUCCAACCCUAUAUAGGCGAGCUCGUCAAAAAUCCAUAUACGCCUGAGACAUCUUUUUUUAUUUACUUCUCUUUUGUUCACAUUUUAUUUUACUUCUGCUUUGGUUUGAUACACGUCCCACACACAUAAUAUCGAACCGUUUCCGCACACGCUCCGACCAUUCACAAUGCCGAUCUCGUUACUACCCGCCUCGGCUGCGGCCUUUGCGCCACGAUCAAACGUCAACGUUGUUCUUGCGUCCAAGGUCGAGCCAUGGUUAACACAGACAUUGAAGAGGAUAAACCGAGUCAAGCGCCCACUCAACAGCGUGCAACAACACACACGAUGCCUGACAGAAACACUUUCGGGUCCCAACGCUAUGUGGUCGUUGUGCAGCAUCAUGGUCCCAAAGGCUCCGGAUGCGGAACUGCGCAAGGACGCCAACCCUCUGGUCGAGGCCCUGUUCAACUACCAGCUCAUCCACAUCGAGGCGUAUGCCGUGCACGUCGACAUGGUUUCACAGCAUGAGGUUGCAUUCAAGCUCACGCCCGAGACCAUCGAGUCGCUGAUCGAGUACCACAAGGACAUCUACUCGGUCGACGUGGCAGCCAGCACCUGGGAAUGGGCCGAGAAGGAGCAGCAGCUGAAGAAGCUGCAGGACGGGUUUGUGCAGGCCGUCAACCGCUACGUUUUCCGCACCGGCGUCAAGGCACUGGAAGGACUCGAGGAGGAGGGUGCUGGCGAGCUUCUCGAGGCACGCAGCGAGGACGUCAAGAGCGCCAUCAUGGGCCUCUUCCACCCGCUCCUGCCUCCCCCACCGAGGAUCGUCGACGUGGUCCGCCCCGCACCGCUCCUUGCCAGCUCGCACGCCGCCUCCAACUGGUGGCAGCCUUGCCCCAUCGCACACCCGCAGCCCGUGGACACAUGGCGCGUCAUCCCCUCGACGCCCAGCCCGACAAUCACCACCUGCAGUGAAACACAGCCCUCUUUCUGGAGCACCAUGGGCCCCUCUGGCUUCGAGGCCAUCCAGCUGCCUUCGCCCACACCGUCGUUCAGCCAGCCGUACAACACCACGAGCGUGUACUACAGCCCGCCUCCGGCCAUUGCCCCGAUCCCCUGCCUCCCGCUGCCGAGCAUGCUCGCCCAGCAGUGCGGAGGUGCCGUACACGGCUUUGGCGGUGGUUUCGGAUGGGAUUCUGGGUUCGCUACGCAGUACGCUGCCUUCACAUAAGCAGCUGCGCGCGUGACGCCCAGAAAAACUCCGGUGUAGCCCUGAGGUCCGCUGUCGAAUCGAAGCUGGGAAGUGUGGACAUGGCCCGUCCGACGAAUUCCUUCCCGUAGGUUGUGCACAACCUCAUCCACGAUGCCCGACACGAGACGAAACGAUAUCAUCACUACCAAGCAUGGGACGGCGUUUUUCCAACCUUAGCGUUUGCUUUUUUAUCUCCUAUCAUUUUCCUACUUUGAUACCUCAUGUUUUAGCGAGCGUUUUUUUUCUCAUUACACAUUUUUUUCCUUUCCCAUUGUCACGCAUCACGACGA
Dothidotthia symphoricarpi CBS 119687 is the source of this 1557-nucleotide messenger RNA. RefSeq lists its product as uncharacterized. The transcript has a single exon. The coding region runs from base 203 to 1246 and encodes 347 amino acids. Lineage: Eukaryota; Fungi; Ascomycota; Dothideomycetes; Pleosporales; Dothidotthiaceae. The record is from RefSeq and is a predicted model, not a curated record.